UGCUUCCUGUUGCUGCCCGCACGUUGCCUGUUCCUUUCUGAUUUUUUUUUGAGCCACAGUACGAACAAUACAAAGUUUGCGGCUCUGAAAACGGAGGAAAAUCUCUAAAAUGCCGCGAGCCAAGCAGUCAGCCCGGAGGAAGAAGUUUGACUACAACCGGAACCGGAAGAACGUGAAGACGAAGAACAAGAAGAAGUCGAACCCGAGGAUCGAGCAAGCUCAGAUUCGAAAUGCGUGGGAUGACAACAAGUCCGUCGCCAGGAACCUGCAGGAGAUGGGUCUGGCUUUUGAUCCUAACCGCUCUCUGCCCAUAAAACAGCAGAAGCUCCCCAGGGAAGACAAGAAGCCUGCCGUCGUCACCAAGCCCUUCAUCGUACAGCAGCUGGAGGCAGAGGCCAGCCUCCCCGGCAAAGACACCAAGACGUUAUCGACCGACCUGAUCGAAUACGUUCAGCACAUGAUCCGAGAGCACAACCAGGACUACAAGGCGAUGGCCAGAGACGAGAAGAACUACUACCAGGACACGCCCAAACAGAUCAAGAGGAAAAUCGGCGAGUAUAAACGCUGCCACCCGCAGCACUACGAGGCCUUCGUCAGCUCGCUCGCAGAGCCAAUGGUCCAGUAGAAGAUCUGCUGUGGGUCUGAGGAAGUGGACUGUGGACAUUCAGACUGAGGUCGAGUGUUUGGACGGAGAGUAAAAUACCGGCGAGUGCCGAGGAAACACGUCCAUGUUCUGGGACGUUUCUCUCUCCUUUUGUAUUUUUAAUUGAGUCAUUUUGUUUCAGGAUUUAUUCGCUCUUUCUUGUGAAAGUCAAACAUGACUGAAAUGAGAUUUUUAAUAAUUUAAACCCCUUGAAACUCAUCCAGCAGGUGUGUUUUUUUUCCCUCUCUGGGAUAAAAGUAUUUCAGUUUCCUCCAUUAUCCUCAUAAACCACAGGAGGACCUGAACAUCCGAGUAAAAUCAUGAAAAACGGAUCUAUUUUUAUUGGUGUGUUCAUUGAUUUCUGUUUUUAUUCCCAAGCAAACCAAAGUCGGAAACCACAAGACAAGAAUGAUCUGUGCAGGGAUCGAAUAUCAAGUGAGAUGCUAAAAUAAAGAAGUUGGUGAAUCUUUUUACUGAUAAAUAA
Molecule: messenger RNA, 1127 nt
Organism: Neolamprologus brichardi
Lineage: Eukaryota; Metazoa; Chordata; Actinopteri; Cichliformes; Cichlidae
Gene: nop16
Product: NOP16 nucleolar protein homolog (yeast)
Biological process (GO): ribosomal large subunit biogenesis
Cellular component (GO): nucleolus
Source: RefSeq, a predicted model, not a curated record